AUGGAGGAUGUUAUCGAAGACCCUAUGGACCACCGGGAAGAUAAUGGCCAUUUUAAAUUUCUCCUCAUCGGCUCCCGAUGAUUGCACAGGAGACGGGCUGGAUAUCCUAAGCGAGCAAUGUUCCGCCUUCAACAACCGCACCUUCGCUGGGAAGAGGUACACCUGGCAGCCGUUCCAACACCGGUUGUUUCACAUGCCACUCGGAAGAGCGUCAAUAAACACAACUGUCGCGUUCGUUCAACUGAAAGGGUUAGUCUGAUUACGAGUCAGUUUACCACGAAAUCGAAGCAGCAUGGAUCCAUUGAAAGGGGUAGUGUAAGCUCGGAGGGAACGUCGGAAGCAGAUAGUAUCUGA
Molecule: messenger RNA, 354 nt
Organism: Nezara viridula (southern green stink bug)
Lineage: Eukaryota; Metazoa; Arthropoda; Insecta; Hemiptera; Pentatomidae
Source: the annotation of a GenBank genome assembly